AUGACAGCAUCUAAAUGGAUGACGGCUGAGUCAGACACCACGGUCAUUUUGUCAGCACAAUUUCUGGAUAAACUCAAAGGGGUAAGCCUCCAUCCAAAUGAAGUCAUGGUAUCUUUUGAUGUUACAGAGGCAGACUACUGCUUCAUGGUCGUUACCGAUCAUCAGUUCGUCACAGGCCAUGCAAAGAGAGGCAUGUAAACAUGUCAAGUAGGUUUUUGACCCUCACUGUUGUAGUUAGGACCUCACUCGAACUCAUGGUAUAUUUCCUAUGACGCAACGUUCGUUAUCGCCAUUAGAAAGCUGGCGGGCAGAUAGAAUGGGAUGGAGUGAGAUCCUAACCAAAAAAGUGAAGGUCAAACGCUUACUGGACAGGAAUAAAUACUCCAGUAUUCCUCGCCCUCACUGAUACUAUAAUUCUGUACUUUAUGUAUAUAUAUAUAUAUAUAUAUAUAUAUUGUUGAUGGAAACGAAGGUGCAAAUCGUCGGAAAUAAAUGUCAAUUGAAUACCAAGAUAUUUUGACAGACAAAUAUCCCAUGUUUAACAUGAAAAUAAGUCUAAAAAUUCAUCUAAAAUGGCGUUAACAUUCCUGUCCUGUGAACAUUAUUUUUGUUGUCGUGGGGCUAAUGAUUUGAACACCCCUGACUCGUCGUUCGCACCUCUACGUACACUGACUCGUCAAAUAAUUACUGGAAAGUAUCCAAGGGGUACUGAAGCCUGGAUUUCGUCGCCGCUACUACUAUUGUCUGAUAGAGGAUUGAUUCCACCGUUGCGAGCAUGCAGACAGGUUUGAAAUCUGUCGCGUUAAAUGAGGCUUCAUGCCGUAACAUUAGCGUCUGUCCCUUCGACAGCCCCCUUGAGGACAAGCUGCAUGCCAUUUUUUCGUUUUGGCGACAUAAGGCUAGACAAUUUUCGGAAUUAUUUCUUCAAUGCUGCACCGCGUAUCGAUUUCUGUUUACGCGUCCCCUCAAUCACCGUCUGCUGGUGCAGCUUUACACUGCUUUAGUCCAUGAACCCCUAACAUCUGGUCCUCUAAUACUCAGUCAUCCGACGGCUCCGCGAAGCCUUGUGUGACGGUCUUGAAGAAGCGCUCAAAUCACUCGUCUUUCCUGUGGAACUAUUACUCAUUCCAGCAACUGCGUGGUUUUACCGCAGGCUUGUAUGAAACAUAUUUGGGCCACACACGUUAUUGUCGCAACACAUGUACAGAAAGUGAGUCUGUGCAUACCUAGAGGCGUCUUGAGAGCUGAGGAUUUCCCAUCGUUGAGCAGAUUGGGACAUGUCCGAACCACUAAUAUUCAGACACCUGUGAAGUGGCGAUUUUCAGGAAGUGGUAAGAGUUGUUGUUUUUGUUGAAAUCACGCAGGCGUAGGAAAUCAUCAUUUAAAGCACAUUUACCAGUUUGAUGGAGAAGGGGAUAAAUAACACAAAUUUCGCGCAAAAAUACAGAAACAGGAUGGCAUAUAUUACUUGCUUGCUAGAAUAUCAAUCAAAGUUCCUUGAAAGCACAUCCAUUUUGCUUUGUAUAAUUGGCCAUUGAAGACGACAGAAUGUAUUCCCAAAUUAGCGCGUUGUUGAACGCCUAAUUGUUUUCGGAGGUAUAUGCCUAGAUAUUAUCAGGGAAAUAUUUUUUUUAAAAUUUCGCCUAUCGAUGAAGUCCAAGUAAUAGUCCUUCAAGUAUUACCGGUGAAAGCUUAGAUAAAUAUGUUACGUACGGUUGGCUCGUAGCAGAAACUUGUGUCUAUACCACCUCGCUACACCCUACAUGGAUAGGCUGCACAGGUUCAUAGGAAACUGAACCGUAUCGACUACUUGAAGAAAAAUGCGACAUAGCACACAAAGAUCGACUGAUAUGACGGCGCGUAGGAUCGGCACUUCCAAUGAAUUUAAUGACAACUCCUUUGGUUCGUACUGAGGGAACUUUAUUUAUGAGAGCAUUGGAUACUAGGUGCGACUGACUGUUUCGAGGCUCGGCUACAUACUGAAUCCUUUAAUUACGCAUAUUGCAACAAAAAUAUGCUAGUUGGAGACUUUCAGAGAGUUAUCGGCGAUUGAGCCGCUGUUCACUUAGUUUAGACUGCUGCCAAUUUAAUGUUGUUUCCUCAGUCUGAGAAGGAAUAACGCAAAAUUCAGAAAACCCCAAAGAGAACUAAAAGGCUGCACAUCAUCUCUCCUCUCGUCGUUCAGAGGUCUUAGUAUUGGUAGCUUUGUCGGUCGGUUAACCAAUAAGCUCGCCCCUUCAGGAAGACCGUGACAGUCAGAUUUCUAGUUCUAGCAUAUUUAUUUCUCAGCAACUCAUAUGCACACAGUGCAGUGAGAAAUUCAGCAAAUUAAAAUGACGAUGAUCAUGAAAACAACCGUUUUACUCCUUGUCGCUUGUGCAUUUACAUGCAUCAUAGGUACAUCAGAUAAUAACGGUAAGUAUAUAUUUCACCAGAGGAGCAAGGAUGAAUGAUCCAGACCCAUAGGCAUUCAUAUUUACAUGUACCUUUUAAUCUAACAAAGAUUUAAGCAUUAUUUACAUUUCUUAACUAACAAGUGUCCAUGUCUUUCAGUAAAACUCAAUAUGUGCCAUUUUCCAGGAGUCAGUAAGAACCUACUUUAUUAUGUUGAGAUUGUUUUGAAAAAUACGUCCUCAAUAAAUUAUGUUGCCACGUAUAACGGGAAUCCGCAAACAUUUUUUAACUUUAUUCUGCGGGCUCCGCCACAAGUUCAGAGAUGUCUACUUAUGAAUAAAAACUUCAUAAGCCAAAGGGAACUAUUUCUCUGCUCUAUUAGUAUUUCAACAGCAUCAGUUUCGAUACGUCUAUGGGUGAGUGCUUCAGCAAUUAAUUCUGUCUUCGCUUGCUCAAAAAGCCCUCCUACAUAUGCGUUUUCUUACUUUAACAGUCGAGAGGACUAAAUGAUAGCGUCAGUCUGGAGGAUGAACUGUCCUACAAUGUCACCGAAGUAGAUGCCAGUGCAGUAGUCACAUCAGAGCAUACUCGAGACGGCUCACGAGUAGUCGGAGUGAGUGCGUUUUCCUUCUCCAACCUAAACAAAAUAAUCUUGUCAUCUGUCCAUCAGACUCCAAUAAAUAAACAUUUAUUCGAAAUUUGACCCUUGUCUUUCCUCUCGAACGAAAUGCAGUGAAACGCCUGAAUCGGGACUACUAACAAAAAACGUAUUACUAAUGGUGACAUAAAUGUACGAAAGGAUAUUCACUAGCCUUUACGGUUGUCAGUAGUAAGCUUAGAAUUUUAAUUUGAAGUAAACUGCAUUCUGCUGUGGGUGAAUGUUCUGGCUCCUUCAAUUAUUUCAGAAAGAAGAUUUACAUUCUUGUUCCGUGUUAUCCACAUAGGUUUACGCAAUGCUGGGAAGACUGUUUGCCUUGAACAGGAAAUAUAGAAUAUGAUAAGAGGAUUCCCAUAUUCUGUACAAUUUGCCACCUGCCCACAAAGCAAACACGUCUGCUGUAUUUAAAUCUACAAAGAACAGCAUAUUCGUUUUGAUUACCUGUCGCAUAUCACAAGAUGACGUGGUCCGGCAAUGCACCCCAUUUGAGGGUUCCGUGUAGCAAAACGUGAAACGAAAUUUGAAUCGUAGUUUGACAGUAGGAGUGGAAAAAAUCUGCUUGGUUGAUAACAUUGCGUAAGACAUUAAGAUAAUUGGAAGUCAUUUUCGUCCGAAGGGACGCCCUUGUCGAUUCAUUGUCAAAAACAUGGCCGAAAGACCACUAAAGCCCCGAUGCAGACGGCAGGAGAGAAUAAGGCUUUUUCAGAAGGGGCCAUUUCAUGGGGACGCACCAACUGAACUUUUAUGUAUGUAAAUCUUGUAAAACUCACAGUACGACAUCAUUGGGAAGUGGAAGGUGGGUUUGCAUUUGGAGGCCACUCAGCAGAACUAGACCGACGUCCCUAACAAGAGUACAAUGGGAAAGCAGUUCGUCCGUGAAAGUUCCACGAGUGUGCUUUAUCUUAUGACAGUUUUAAAAGUUCGUAGUUGAAGACCAUCCACGUGACACGUCGCAUCCAAACCAAGGAAUACACUGACGUUUCCGAACAGAGACUCUGUCUCUUCAUUUACAUAGGUCUGAGAAAAAUUGCUCCUUAGGUGACGUUUGAAUCCUCGAUGGGCUUAGUUGUUAAAGUGGGGGAUUCGAUAAUUGCCUAUUGCCCUAAGGUACACUGAUUUUCGAGAAAUAUUGCUUUUCAUUUAAAUGUCGCAUUGCCAUUGUUUCAACGGAGCGAAAUAAUCCAUCGGAAGGAAGUCGCUUGGAACAGCUUGUGAAAACUUAUUAUUUUCAGCAGCAGAUAUCUGGCCAUAAAGACCGCAGGCAAACUAGACAUAUUAGUGUGUAACUUUGGUCUCUAUAAAUCAGAGCGUGACAGUAGCAUCGCUAGUGACAUGUUCGGACCCAAACUAACGAUAGUGCAUGCUAGGUCCCAGCUGGUCCUAUCUGACUCAGUCUCGAGUGUUUGCGAGUACGGCACAAAGCUAACAGAUCUAGCCAUUUGCAAAGAGUUAGCAGAAUGGCUGCCUACAGUCGGUGCCCGAUCUCAUGUAAUGUUAACCAAAAUUCUGAGAUUUGUCCUCCAUAAGGGAGGAUCGCAUAAAUCGGGUUGUAAUAUUGAUCACCUUGUGGCAUACUCCUGAGACAUUCUAGACAUGCCAAGGUGUUGACUUAUAUAUGCACUUCUUUUCGGCCGUUUUCAAUUACGGCUGUUGUACCCCCCAGCAUAAGGUGUGGUUUUCACUGCAAGGAGAAAUGAAGAGGUUCAGAUAGAGUCAUGCACUGAUUAUAAUCUCCUUACAUGUGAUCCUGAAGUGCGAACGAGCAAGUGUCAUUUACUGAGAAGUUGGAAAAUCUGUGAGGUUUGUGCUUCUGUUCUUACCAUACAUAUGUCUCGUGUUAGCACAUAUGGGUCAAGGGGUUAGGAGACAGUUAGCUUGGAACACGUGGGACGAGGUCACUAGCUUAUUCUAGUGUGUUUUUACAUCAAAGGCAUCUGUACGAAAAUUCUAAUGCAGAAAAAUAGCUCAAACUUACGGAGAGAAACUUCUAGCUUGACAGUGAAAGAUCGAAAGAUUUUGUGAGUAUAAUGUUAUACACUACAUGCUUGUUUUAGUGAGGGCGCGGAGGCCUCACUGUAUUGGGUCAAGGGUAGUUUCCGAACUUCGUUGUAAUUCACGCAAAAGGCUACUGCUAUUUCACGUCUGCCACUUCGAACAAAACAGAAAGCAAUAAGAAAUCGAUUUACAAUUCGUUUGAAGCAAGUGAGGUGCGUCUACGCUUUCCUCACCUCUAGAGGCCGAGCUCAAGGAAACAUAGGAGUACUCAUGCCGUAUAUGAACGGCACUCUUGGGGUCACGUUAAUUUUUUGGAAAACAGUGUUUUGGAGGACACGCUGCUUCCUAAAAAAGAUAUUAAUUUUCAGGCAAAUGCUCAGCGUACGGAUUGCGAAUUCACGUAGAUCUAGUCAGCAAGAUAAAACAGGGUAGAAUAUUGUCUGGCUGACAAAAUACCCUGUUUUUCUCCUUCUCCUGUAAAAUAACCUGCGAAUAUAUUUUGGUCGAGAAAAUGACGGUUUUUGAUCUAGAAUCUGGAUGUAAGGUGAGGUUUUCAACAACCGUGGUACAUCCUGAUGAAGAUAUCGACCUACAAGCAUGUACAGCAGAAUUUAUUGGGGCCAAUAAAUUUCGUGACGGCUUUUCAACUGCAACCCGUCUCUGCAUAGCAUAGGUAACGAAUGAAAGCGCACAGCAGUAUGAAUUUGUACAGAAUGGCAGUGCAUAGGAGCAAGGUCAAAGUUCAAAAUAAUCAAUAAUCAGAUAAGACGUCCACAUAAGCAUCAAAAAGGAUAAAGGGAGACGAAAUGUUAACAACAAAUCACAGUCAGGGGAAAAUAGAGGCGUGAGAUUAUCAGGGCAAUUGCAGAUUGAUCACGUGAUCUAACUGCUUGCACAGGUCUGGUUUCUCCCUCCAUAUGUAGGCUGCUUCCAAAUAAGGCAAGGUUCGAGUUGUACGUGCUCGGACAAGUACUCGAAAGGAUGCUUUAGGGUCGACAACAUGACCGCUAUCUAACAGGUGUUUCGUUAUAGACGAACGGGGAGUUCUAUUUUCCUGUUUGAAAAGCCAAGUCGGCAAAUGCUCUGCGGCCCUGGUUGCCAAUUGCCUUUGCGUUCGCCCAAUGUACUUGCAUCCGCAAGUGCAUGUGAAUUCAUACACACAAUUGGGGGUGGCGUGCAUUGGCAAGGCAUCCUUUGCCCGGAUAAUUGGAAGGCUUUUUGUGGAACUGAUGAAGAUAAGCUCUGCUGCGUUGUACGUUCUUUCUAUAGUGCAGCGCAAGCGUCGCUUGAUUGUGUUUGAGACGUUGUCGCCCUUAAAAGGUAGACAUAUUAUAACGGGCUUCUUCGGAACGGACUGUUCCGUCAACUUUGGCCGUAAAUGGUUGCUGUACUUCUGAAUGAAGCGUGCAGGAUAACCACGAUUAAGUAAGGCUUCUUUGAUACGGGCAGUUUCUGUAUCUAUGGACUCCCUAAAGCAAAUAUUUCUCGCUCUUUGAAAAAGAGUAUGUACUUGAUUACGUUUCCUUUGUAUUUGCGCAAAGCUUUUAAAAUGUAGGUAUUGCCCUUUCCACGUAGUCUUUUAGAAGACGGAGCGUCUUAUUGAACCAUCAUCCUCUCUAAACAUGAGAACGUCCAGGAAGAAAAUCACGUCUUCUUCCCAUUUCCUUCUCAAAAAGAGUAUAAUUCGGUGUUAAAAAGUUUCUAAUUGUGAGAUUUUUUAAUACCGUUAAGUGGCCGUUCAUUAAAAGUCAUGUAUCUGCAUUUACUAACGUGGCUUGCAAAGUUAGCAAUAUUGCUCAAAUCCAUUGCUUAAUUUUAUGAACCUCAUAUGGUCUCCUCUUAACACCGUAGUGAAAUGCAUGGUUUUGCGUACACGGAAAAUAUACAGCUUGUAGUUUUGAAACCCUGAAUGCAAGUGUAACAGCAGGUCGGGUUCAAAAUUAGCCGGGAAUUAGAAAAGUUUUUUUAAAACCGAAUUAUACUCUUUUUGAGUAUUAAAUGAGAAGAAGACGUGAUUUUCUACCGAAUAAGUAAAAGAAUGAAUAUUGUAAUGCAUGUUUUUCUUGAAAUAUAAUUGAAUUUUCAAGGGCAUCGAAAAUCAAUGAGAAAAUUGCAUGCUACAGAAGUAGUCAUUUUUGCAGAGUAUAGAUCUUGCAUGCAGCCGAAAAUAAGUUCUUUCGAAAGCCGACACCCUGAGGUAACUGGAUAAUUAUAGAUUUAUGCUGCAUCAUGAUUAGUUUUGCAACACUACUAAAUUUAUCUUUUCGAAACGAGAACUCAUUUCAAAAUUUUGGUUGACAUUUCAUAAGUUAGCACAUCUUCUGUACAUUAUCAAGUCCUUUUACUACUGCAAUUCUGCAUUGGUUUAUAUUCCUUCCAGUGUUACUCGUGCCAGUUGGAGUCUUUCAGAGGGUUUUUCAGUGACUGAAUCCCAAUUCAUUAAGUCUAGACUGCCGACAUCGUCUGCGCAGCCUAAGUGGAGAUCAUGUCCUCAGCAAAUUAUGUUGGCACGUAUAACGGAAAUGAGCAAAUAUUUUUAAACUUCACUCUGCGGGCUGCGCCACAAGUUCAGAUAUGUCUACUUAUGAAUAAGGACUUCAUAAGUCAACGGGAACUAGUCCUUUGCUCUAUCACUAUCUCAUCAGCAUCAGUUUCGAUACGAAUAUGGGUAAGUGCUUCAACAACUAAUUCUGUCUUGGCUUGCUCAAAAUGCCCUCCUACAUAUAAGUCUUUUGAAUUUAACAGUCGAGAGGGCUAAACGAUAGCGCCACUCUGGAGGAUGAACUGUCCUACAAUGUCACCGAAGUAGAUGCCAGUGCAGUAGUCACAUCAGAAAAUGAUCGAGACGGAUCCCGAGUAGUUAGAGUGAGUAUUCUUUCCUUCUCCAACCUAAACAAAAUAAUCUGCUCAGAUGAUAGGGUUGAGAAAGAGCAUAAGAUUAUUGGAAGUCAUUUUCGCCAGGAGUGGCAGCUCGGUCGAUUCAUUGUUAUGAACAUGGCCGAAAGACCUCGAAAGCCCUUGAUGCUGAAGGUAGGAAAGAAGAAGGCUUUUUCAGCAGGGUGCACUUUCAUGGGGACUCACCAAGUAAACUUUUAUUCAGACGCCUACCUCAAGUUGUUCCACGCAACUCCUUAACAGCUGACGACCCUAUACUCUUCUCAACAAGUCCCAUCCUACACGGAGAGGGCAACGACAACUUUCAGGACCAGACCACAUCCAUGUAUAUUUGCUCCUUCACCUGCUCUUGUGGGGCAGAAUAUUCUGGUCCCACGUGUCGGCGUUUGUCCAAAAAAAUGCGAGAAUAUCUUCACAGCAUGUUAAGAAAAGGGUCAAAUGAAAAACCUUUGACUGCUCUAUCCUUGCGCACAUGGUAGACACAGACCACUGUGUAGAUGUCUGGGAAGCCGUUUUUAGCGAUUACCAAGUUUCGGUCAAGCUCUCCAAAUCUACUUGGGCAUUCGCGAUCAGGUUACGUAAACAGGUUCUAUGCCAGCAGGCCAGCAAAGCCAAAAUAUCAGUACUGCUUGAAAAAGCAUCUUGUGACCGGCCGAUAAGUAAGGUGGAAAUUGCGCAAACGCACCCCAGCGAAGUCGAUCACUAAACUGAAACAGAGUUCAUUUGCUAAUUUUCUUGCAUGAUUAAAUCUGGUAGAACUCACAGUACGACAUAACUGGGAGGUGGAAGGUGGGUUUGCAUUUUUAAGCCAGUCAGCAGAACUAGACAGAAGUUCAAUACGAAAUUACAAUGGGAAGACAGUUCGUCCGUGAAAGGUCCACGAGUGUGCUAUAUCUUAUGACUGUUUUAAAAUUUCGCAGUUGAAGACCAUCCAUGUGAGAAAUCGCAUCCAACCGAAGGAGUACAUUGAUGACUCCGAACUGAGAAUCCGGUUCUUCAUCUACUUAAGUCUGGGAAAAAUUUUCCUUUAUAUGGCUUUUGAAUCCUCGAUGGGCUAA
Molecule: messenger RNA, 9000 nt
Organism: Spirometra erinaceieuropaei
Lineage: Eukaryota; Metazoa; Platyhelminthes; Cestoda; Diphyllobothriidea; Diphyllobothriidae
Source: the annotation of a GenBank genome assembly